GGGUCUGGAGGCGGGCGCCGAUAAAGGGCCGUGCUGCUCUUCCGUUGUGCCUCGUUCUCCGGCCUUAGGGCUGUGCUGCUUUUCCCAGCUGGCAGCCAUGGAUGCGCGGGCUCGUGCUAAGCGCUAUGAGAAACUAGACUUCUUAGGGGAGGGACAGUUUGCUACUGUGUAUAAGGCAAAGGACAAGAACACGGGUCAGAUCGUUGCUAUCAAAAAGAUUAAACUGGGACAUCGAUCAGAAGCUAAAGAUGGAAUCAACAGAACAGCGCUGAGAGAAAUAAAAUUGUUACAGGAACUAAGCCACCCGAAUGUUAUUGGUCUGUUAGAUGCAUUUGGACACAAAUCUAAUAUUAGCUUAGUAUUUGAUUUUAUGGAAACGGACCUUGAGGUUAUUAUCAAGGAUACUAGUAUUGUAUUAACACAGUCUCACAUCAAAGCGUAUAUGCUGAUGACACUUCAAGGGUUAGAGUAUUUACAUCAACAGUGGAUUCUGCACAGGGAUCUUAAACCAAAUAAUUUGUUGUUAGAUGAAAAUGGUGUUUUGAAAUUAGCUGACUUUGGCUUGGCAAAGUCUUUUGGAAGCCCAAACAGAGUUUACACACACCAAGUAGUAACAAGGUGGUACCGAUCUCCAGAACUGCUCUUUGGAUCUAGAAUGUAUGGAGUUGGUGUCGAUAUGUGGGCUGUUGGUUGUAUUCUAGCUGAGUUGCUUCUCAGGGUUCCUUUUUUGCCUGGAGACUCUGAUCUUGACCAGCUGACAAGGAUUUUUGAAACACUGGGCACUCCAACAGAAGAACAGUGGCCUGGAAUGGCAAAUCUUCCAGAUUACAUCACUUUUAAGCCUUUCCCUGGAACGCCUCUUCAACAUAUCUUCAGUGCAGCUGGUGAUGAUUUACUUAGUCUUCUACAAGGGUUAUUUACAUUUAAUCCUUGUUCUAGAAUUACAGCCACUCAGGCACUGAAACAGAAGUAUUUCAGUAAUCGCCCAGGACCCACUCCAGGAAAUCUGCUACCCAGACCCAACUGUGCUGUGGAAGCUGUAAAGGAGCAGCAACAUGCACUUUUGAAUUUAAAAAGGAAACGAGGAGAGGGAAUGGAUCAAGCAUCUUUCUCAGCUCUGUUGAGACGGCACUCCAGAAACUGAAUAGCCUAAAUUGGGAAGCGGUGGGUACCCUUUUAUAAAAUCUUGUCAUCAGAGGCUGGCUGCUAAGACUGCACUGAAGCCAUCCCCAUGAAGUGCUGCUUUUUCACAAGGGAAAAACACUGUAGGCUUGGGGAGCACUCAUCGAACUUAAAUGUUGUGAUCAGUGACGUACUGGAGGCACUGAUGUCUGCUGAUUGUCCAUCUUUUCCACUCUGGGAAAUGGUCAAAUGGAGCACUUCUUAGUCAGGACACAAAUUCCAGUCCUGAUAAUUUGCAUUUCUACAGAGCUGUAAGCUCAUGAAAUUGAGCAUGUAGAAGAUAUGGCAGUCAUCUCUUUCCUCACUUAAUAUGGAUCUGAGAUUAGGCGGGUUUCCUGUGCCAUUCUGCACUGGCUUGAAAAAAUAAAAGUCAGCCUAUUAAUAUCUAAAGUUAGACUGUAAUUCUGUAAUUUGGGUGUUUGCUUAAGGUUUGUGGGAAUUAUUUGUUGUUCCUCCUGCAGACAGUUCUGCUGGGUAGUGACAGCAUGUGAAAAAGGUUAUUGAGUGUACAGGUGAUGUAUGAGAACAGAAUGCCUUUCUUAGGCUCAAAUGUAGGUUUAACUGGCUAACUUUUCCAAGAAAGAUAAACACUCAAGUGUAUCCCAAAUGCAAUUAAUAACUAUGGAAUUUGGGUCUUACUUGAAAUAUACCUACUGAUGCAACUCAGCCUGGAUUCUAGCACUCUCCUGUAGAUUUACUGAAAAUGGUUAUGUACAACUGCUGCAGCGAACAGCGUUAACUAUCUCUGGGUAGAUGGAUCUGAACAAUAGUAUUAAAUGCGUGCAAAAGCCUCGAUGAGGGCUGUCAGCACCUUUACUGUGGUAACAAUGUGAUUUACACUUUUCAGGAUUACCAAAAAAGUUGAUUUUUUGAUUGCUGUGGAUGGUGGAGGAAAAUGAGAGCUCAAAUGACCUGAGUCCCAGCCUUGAAAAACGCUGUAAUAGUCACUCGAAGGUUAUUCUUAGAAUAUAGUAGUAUGUUAAAUGCUAUUGUAAUAUUUUAUUAAUAGGAAAGAAGUUUUUAAUUUUUCUUAAAUAAAACACACAAAAAAAAAAACCCCAAGAUGG
Molecule: messenger RNA, 2249 nt
Organism: Coturnix japonica (Japanese quail)
Lineage: Eukaryota; Metazoa; Chordata; Aves; Galliformes; Phasianidae
Gene: CDK7
Product: cyclin dependent kinase 7
Biological process (GO): positive regulation of transcription by RNA polymerase II; protein phosphorylation
Cellular component (GO): cytoplasm; nucleus; transcription factor TFIIH holo complex
Molecular function (GO): cyclin-dependent protein serine/threonine kinase activity; RNA polymerase II CTD heptapeptide repeat kinase activity; ATP binding
Source: RefSeq, a predicted model, not a curated record